This is a messenger RNA of Aureobasidium pullulans EXF-150, 938 nucleotides long. RefSeq lists its product as uncharacterized. The transcript has a single exon. The coding region runs from base 229 to 657 and encodes 142 amino acids. The record is from RefSeq and is a predicted model, not a curated record. NCBI's taxonomy places the organism in Eukaryota, Fungi, Ascomycota, Dothideomycetes, Dothideales, Saccotheciaceae.
UGCUGGAAUCCUUCUCGAGAAGCCUGCGGUCGAUGAAGCCUUUCUCAAUGCCACAGAUCUGUCUGCCGACAUCUUCAAGUCCAAUGAGACUCUGACCAAGCGUCAAGCAAGCUGUGACGGCACUUUUGCUGUUGUCACAGACACCACGCAGCGUUUCGUCGACUGGGACGUUCAAAUGUCCCCUGUGGUAUGCGCUGUUGGCGACAUGGACAUUAAUGUCAUGAAAGGAUGUCAGUAUACCUAUGCCUCGAGCUGAAGAUUGUCCAUCUGACUAGUGUUUGCAUAGACACUGUUGCCAAUGCAGUCACCAUUACUGGAAGCGGUAGUCCCACACUCAUUGCCGACAGACUGACGGCACAGUUUGGUGUCCAGUUCAGUCGUACUUGGACGACACAGAGCUCGAUCACUACCAAAGGAACUGUCAAGGACGGCAACUGCGGCGUGAUGAUCACCAGACCUCUCGUCACUCGUCGCUAUGGUCGUACCAUGCAGGGCUGUCCGGGAAGCUAUAAGCAAGUCGGUACCUGGAUGGCCGAUGACCAUGGCGAGGGCAGUUAUGCUGGUAUUGAUUGGAUUUCCGGUGCCAUCUCCAUGUGCAGCAAGAAACAGGGCGCCCCUCCUCUCACUCGUUGCGAAGGAGCAGGAGAAUUCGUUUAGACGGAGUGCUCCUGAUGAAAUGCGCUGGUUGUCGUGAGACGCAAAGGCUGGAAGGGGGCUGACGGAACAAUAUGGUAGACCGAGUCGAAGGUGUGAGAGAUUGUGAGUAUGGAGGCUUGGUAAUUGUUGACGACAUGCAGACGGUUGCGCGGCGCCUUUAUCAGGAAUGAAUUGAAUAGAGUUGCUGUUUUAAUCAGAAAGUCAACUUCCUGUUAGUGGUCUCAUCCAGUACUGUUCCCGAGCACGCAGAUAUCUCUUUUACAUAUUUAGCACAGGAGUCG